This is a messenger RNA of Malaya genurostris, 3030 nucleotides long. RefSeq lists its product as uncharacterized. The record is from RefSeq and is a predicted model, not a curated record. The transcript has a single exon. NCBI's taxonomy places the organism in Eukaryota, Metazoa, Arthropoda, Insecta, Diptera, Culicidae. The coding region runs from base 1 to 3030 and encodes 1009 amino acids.
AUGGUUGGACCAAAUCCAAACCCAGAAAACCCUGAAAAGUCAGGAUAUAAUUGCGCGGCUUGUAAUCGUCCGGACAAUGAAGAGUCGCAAAUGGUAUUUUGUGAUCAUUGUGAGCGAUGGUAUCAUUUUGGUUGCGCCGGUGUUACAGCGGAAAUAAAGGACGUUUCGUGGUGCUGUCAAAAGUGCGUUAGUAUCGGAACCGGCGAUUCGAGUUCGGACGGUCUAAACGAGGAGUUGGAAAAGCUCGAGCAGGAGAAAAAGAAACAGAAAAAGGCACUCAAGAAGGAAAAAGUCUUGCAUCAGAAGCGCUUGGAAAUGCAACAGGAGCUCUUCGAGAUGCGUCAAUCGUUGGAAAAGGAAAAGAGGGAGAUGGAAUUGGCGUUCGAAAAGGCACAGAUAAAUAAAAGGAUCGCUGCUGAAGAAGCGCAUCAGAAAAAGCUGGACGAAAUGCGGACGGAAAUGGAAGGAAAGUUGAAACAGUUGCAAUUAAAACGGGAAAACGAGUUAGUUAAAGAAAAAGACGUUCAAAAGGAUGAAAUAGGAGGUGAAGGAGCGGGAAGCUCGAAAAUGGUAACGCGUAAACAGACGCAACCGGAGCCUGCAGCAUCAGGAAAAGAGCCCGAGAAGAAAAAGUCGGGGAAUAAAAAGCCUGGAAAAGUGGAUCCGUCGUCAACUAGCGUGAGCGAAUUUAGAGGAGCAUACCGCAAACAUUCGACACCGAAAGCAACCGGAAAGUUCGUCGAAAAAUUUGUUAAAGGACCGGCUACUCUGCCGGACAGUUUCAUGUUUGGUAACGCGAGCAAUAAAACACCAACCGGACAUCCAGAAGUUCCCAGGAAGAGCGCCAAGGUUAUGCGUAAGCUAGGGAAAGUCCAAGAGUCGGAAAGCGAAGAAAGUGCCGAAGAAGAAGAAAAAGAAGAGUCGUUCGAAGAAGAUGAGCGUAGUACCGGAUCGGAGCAAGAGAGUUCAGAAGAGGAGGAAGAAGGUGGCGAAAGCGGACAAGAGAGUUCGGCAAAUUCCGAGAAAGAUGAAAGGAAAAAACGAUCGUCUCGAAAAGUUGAUCAUUCGAAACGGGGCGAACAUCGUGAGCCGACUAAAGCACAGUUGUCCGCUCGGCAGUUUUUGUCCAGGAAGUUACCUACGUUUUCCGGAAAUCUGGAGGAAUGGCCGAUGUUUAUCAGCAGUUAUGAGACGUCGACGGAGGCGUGCGGCUUUUCCAAUGUCGAAAACCUGGGGCGACUUCAAGAGUGCCUAAAGGGUGAAGCGCUAGAAGCGGUGAAAGGCAGACUGCUUUUGCCGAAAUCAGUUCCGAACAUCAUUGAGACCCUACGUAUGCUGUAUGGACGACCAGAGCGCCUACUGAACAUGCUGCUAGCGAAGGUUCGCAACACAGCACCGCCGAAGGCUGAUCGGUUGGUAACUUUCAUAGGGUUCGGAGUGGUAGUCCAACAACUUGCCGAUCAUUUGGAAGCUACCGGACUAACUACGCAUCUGUUGAAUCCGAUGCUCAUUCAAGAGCUAACCGAAAAGCUACCCGCAGGAACACAGCUGGAUUGGGUGCGGUACAGAAGAAGAAGCAAGGUGGUUACACUGCGAACGUUAUCGAAUUUUCUUACGAGUAUCGUACAAGACGCAAGUGAAAUCGUGGCAUACGGAGAAUCAUCCGGAGCUGCGGAAUAUGGAUCUAGAAAGAGCAAAACGAAGACCAGAACGAAUGAAGGAUUUGUGCAUGCACACGACGCAUUGGAAAGUAGACACUCAGGUCUAUCAGUGAAGGAGAGAAUACCGUGUAGAAUCUGUGGUGGACUGAAUCACCGAAUUAGAAACUGUGACAAGUUUGGAAAACUGUCUCUCGUCGAACGCUGGGAAGCUGUCCGUAAAUGGCAGCUGUGUCAACUGUGCUUGAACGAACACGGAGCGGCUAACUGUAAGCUUAGUUUCCGUUGCGACAUCGAAGGAUGUAAAGAUCGUCACAAUCCUCUGCUACACGCGGUGAGAUCGUCUACCGGUUCAAACUGCAACAUCCAUUCUAGCCAACCGAAGUCUUCCGUAAUCUUUCGAAUGAUUCCUGUUACGUUGUACUGCGGAAAGUUUGCAGUAGAUACGAUCGCGUUCCUGGAUGAAGGCUCGUCGUACACUCUGGUGGAAAGGGAGUUGGUCUGUCGGUUGGGAAUUAAUGGUGCAACGCAACCGCUACGCGUGACAUGGACUGCAGGAGUCUCCCGACUUGAAAAAGAUUCACAGUGCGUGAAUUUCCGCAUCUCUGCGAAAGGAUCAGCUCAGCGUUUUCUGAUAAAAGGCGCUCACACGGUAGAAAGCUUAAAGCUUCCGACGCAUUCCCUACCUCUGUCCGAAAUCGUGAAACAGUACGAUCAUCUACGAGGUUUGCCGAUUGCUGAUAUUCGUUCAGCUACUCCACGGAUUUUGAUCGGGCUAAAGGAUAUACACCUGUACGCGCCGAUAGAAUCCAAAAUUGGUCGGCCAGAAGAGCCGAUAGCGGUCAGAUCGAAGCUAGGCUGGACUAUUUACGGUCCGAUGGAAGCAGUCACGACAAGUAGCGGAAUUGUCGGCCAUCAUACGUGCAGCACCGUUACGAACCAGGAGCUCCACGAUCUGCUUAAGAGCUACUAUACGCUAGAGGAGUCUGGUAUAUCGGUGGCCUUGCUUCCCGAACCAGAAGAAGACAGGAGAGCGAAGGAUAUACUAAAAAAGACAACAAAAAGGAUUGGUGAUUGCUUCGAAACAGGUCUGUUGUGGAAGGAAGAUAAUCCCGAAUUCCCCGAUAGCUAUCUUAUGGCUGUCAAGCGUUUAAAAUGUUUGGAGAAUCGUCUGAGUAAAAAUCCAGAGUUGUACGAUAAAGUACGUAGAACGAUCGCUGACUACUUGGCUAAAGGGUACGCCCACAAGGCGACAUCGUCAGAGCUAGCGGCAUUUGAUAGCAACAAAGUGUGGCAUGUGCCGCUGAAUUUCGUUUACAAUCCAAAGAAGGAGAAGUUUCGCCUAGUAUGGGAUGCAAGAGCAGAAGUUUGA